AUGAGCGGCGUUGAGCUCAUUGUUGGGGCCGUCUUGGGUGCGAUCCCCAUUGCCUUAGAGGCAUACGACCGAUCAGGUCGGGUGUUCCAGGUCUUCUCUACUUCCGUCAAGCGGUACCCCAGCGAGGUUCUCCUCCUCGAGACCAGGCUCGGCGCUCAGAAGGCCAUAUUUCGAAAUAAUGCGGUCAAUCUGCUUACCGCCAUCACAAAGGAUCGGGUGCGGGUACAGGAAGUGCUGGACAAGCCCUCGUCAGACGCCGCCAAGGCUGGGCUGGUGAUGAGCUCCCUGCUUGGGUUGACCAAGCCUCACAUCACCAAAGCCAUUGACGAGUUGCGGGACUUCAACCAAGACUUCGGCCUAAUCACAGAUCACAUCAUCAAGGCCCUGCACAGCAUUGCCGAUGAGCCGAAGGACGAAGGCCCCGUCCGAAAAUCUGCCCGGUCUCUCAACGUGCUGCAGCCGUACCACCGGUUCCGAGACGCUUCCAAGGCGUUGUACUCAAUGCUCCAGAUGCGAUGGGUGUGCCAGUCUCACAAGUGCCACUGCUUCGACGUCCGUAUCCUGGACAGCUGUACCGUGGCAACCUCGGCUCGAUACGUGACCUGCGAGCUGGCGAUAACGCACGAUGGAUCCAAUUACGGCCCCAAGGCGCCGCUGCGCCUCGAGGUGCAGCAAUCGUGUGUCGACGGGGACGAUGAGGAGGACGACUCAAUACCGGUGCCGGCACCGGCGCAGAAAGAACCGGAAUCGUCGAACAUGCAGCAGCUCACAGCCGUCCUGGAAGCGGGAUCCGACAAGUUCGUCGUCCGACACAGCAAGGCACAGCCGAAGAAGGGAUCAAAAGACCCCCCCACCGCCAUCAAGACACCGAACAACUCCGGCGCUCCGCAGCUCCCAAGCCUCGAGCUCGCCACCCAGUCCAUGGCCGCGCUGCAGCUCGACCCGGACGCCGACGCCUCCGACAUCUGCCGUGCCUUCCACGACGCCACCAUCGCCAUGUCGCCCUCCGGCCGCCUCCUCCUCGACUCCUGGCGCAGCCCAGACUUCGGCUCCGCCCAGUGGUUCUGCGUCCCGCCCACGUCCGCGACCACGACCGCGACCGCCGCCCUCGGCACCUGCCAGUCCCUGAGCGACCUCGUCGCCUGGAUCGCCCAGGACCCCAUCUUCCGCGCCCUGCCGCGCGGCGCGCUCUUCGGCCUCGCCGGCGCCGUCGCCGAGGGCAUCAUGCAGUUCUACAGCACGCCCUGGCUGCCGGCGGACCUGGGCCGCAGCGUGCGGUACUUCCACUCGCCCACCGCGGGUACGGGUGGCGGCGGCGGCGGCGGCGGCGGGCUGGACGCGGGCGAGGAGCUGCAGGGCCCGUACUUCAUGACCCGCCUCGAGACGUACCGGCAAGUGACCGCGGCGGCGAAAGGGAAGGGGCGCGCUGGCGGUGCUGGCGGUACUGAGAGCGUCGCCAACGCCAGCGGUGCGCGGAACAAGCUGUUGUUUAGUUUCGGGAUCCUGCUGUUGGAGAUCGGGUACGGGCGGCCGUGGGCCGAGUUGCGGCGCGAGGUGCUGGCCAAGCUCGGCGGCGGAGGAGGUGAGGACGGCGGGCCCGCCGACUGGCGCGCCGCCGAGAAGCUGGCGCAUUUGCUCGUGCGGCAGAUGGGGCCGACGUACCCGCGGAUCGUGAGGAAGUGCCUGGGGUGUGACUUCGGGCUGGGCGAGACGGACCUGGACAAUGAGGAUUUGCAGAGGCGGUUCCUGGACGAUGUGGUUGCAGGCUUGAGGAGGCUGGGGGAGGAGAUGCGGCUUAUGAGCUCGGGUUGA
Thyridium curvatum is the source of this 1812-nucleotide messenger RNA. RefSeq lists its product as uncharacterized. Bases 1 to 1812 code for a protein of 603 amino acids. The transcript has 2 exons. Lineage: Eukaryota; Fungi; Ascomycota; Sordariomycetes; Thyridiales; Thyridiaceae. The record is from RefSeq and is a predicted model, not a curated record.